Molossus molossus (Pallas's mastiff bat) is the source of this 2580-nucleotide messenger RNA. It is a transcript of the gene USP12, whose product is annotated as ubiquitin specific peptidase 12. The record is from RefSeq and is a predicted model, not a curated record. Lineage: Eukaryota; Metazoa; Chordata; Mammalia; Chiroptera; Molossidae. Gene Ontology annotation, molecular function: cysteine-type deubiquitinase activity; cysteine-type endopeptidase activity. Gene Ontology annotation, cellular component: cytosol; nucleus. The transcript is spliced from 9 exons. The coding region runs from base 16 to 1119 and encodes 367 amino acids. Gene Ontology annotation, biological process: protein deubiquitination.
UGUCUGGAGAACUUAAUGCUUAAGAGAGUGGUCUUGCAAGGGAGAAGGAGGCAGGGCGCCAAUGCCUCGGCAUUAGAGAAAGAGAUUGGUCCAGAACAGUUUCCAGUCAAUGAGCACUAUUUUGGAUUAGUCAAUUUUGGGAAUACCUGCUACUGCAAUUCAGUUCUUCAAGCACUUUAUUUUUGUCGUCCAUUUCGGGAAAAAGUUCUAGCAUACAAGAGUCAACCUAGGAAGAAGGAGAAUCUUCUUACGUGCUUAGCAGAUCUGUUUCAUAGCAUAGCCACCCAGAAGAAAAAGGUUGGAGUUAUACCUCCCAAGAAGUUCAUAACAAGAUUACGGAAAGAAAAUGAACUUUUUGACAACUACAUGCAGCAAGAUGCCCAUGAGUUCUUAAAUUACCUACUAAAUACAAUUGCUGAUAUUUUACAAGAAGAGAGAAAGCAGGAAAAACAAAAUGGCCGCCUACCUAAUGGUAACAUUGACAGUGAGAAUAACAACAGCACACCUGACCCAACGUGGGUUCAUGAAAUUUUUCAGGGAACAUUAACUAAUGAAACCAGAUGUCUUACUUGUGAAACUAUAAGCAGCAAAGAUGAAGAUUUUUUAGACCUUUCUGUUGAUGUGGAACAAAAUACAUCAAUUACUCACUGUUUAAGGGGUUUUAGCAACACAGAAACUCUAUGCAGUGAAUACAAAUACUACUGUGAAGAAUGUCGCAGUAAACAGGAAGCACACAAACGGAUGAAAGUUAAAAAACUGCCCAUGAUUCUAGCUCUACACCUGAAGAGAUUUAAAUAUAUGGAUCAACUUCAUCGAUACACAAAACUUUCUUACCGGGUAGUUUUUCCUUUAGAACUUCGUCUCUUUAACACUUCAGGCGAUGCAACUAAUCCUGACAGAAUGUACGACCUUGUGGCUGUCGUGGUUCACUGUGGAAGUGGCCCCAACCGAGGCCAUUACAUUGCCAUAGUUAAGAGUCAUGACUUCUGGUUGUUGUUUGAUGACGAUAUUGUAGAAAAAAUAGAUGCACAAGCUAUUGAAGAAUUCUACGGGUUGACAUCAGAUAUCUCAAAGAACUCUGAGUCUGGUUACAUCCUUUUCUAUCAGUCUCGGGACUGAGGGGGAACCAUGAUGAAGAGAUUUCUGCCUCAUUUCUUCUCUGGUUAUUAUGGAAAGGAUCAAGCACUGAUUUUUCAAGAAAAGAGAAAUGCAGGAAGCUCAGGGGGCAGUGGCAUACUUUGCACACAAUAAAGCAAAGACUAUGGAUUAACAAGCUCUUCCUAUCAUGGUAGUUGAUUUAUUUGCUCAGGUAUCAUGCUGUCUGUGCAGUUCCAUUCAACAAGGACGUGACAUCAGAGAUAGCAGCUCCUCCUGUAAAGCAGCCUUCUGGUAACUGACACACAUGUUCUCUUUAUUAAUUGCACCAGUAUGAUUUGAACUCCUUGGGGGUGCGGUAGAAGGAAUAGGAAUCGGUGCCAGGUUGCACUGAUAACUGAAGGAGACGGUCGAGAACACACUGCAUACGUGUGCCUGUGUUGAAUGUGUACAGAAAGAAUCUUUGGUGGUCUUUUCAAGCGUAAACCAGAAAUACUUUUGGGCCCAACACUUGCAGUUGCCUUCCUGAUGUAAAAAAAAACUAAGAUAUUAGAAUCCAGUGUCAGGAAGACAAAUAUGUUUUGCUUCUCUGAAGAAGCUUUUAAUAAUAUACAGUAUGUGUAUAUGUAGGGAACAAUUGGUCAAAAGUGGCUUUUUGUUUCCCCAAGGGGAAAGACUGGCUUUGUAAUUAUAAUUUUUUUCCUUAUUUAUUUUACUCAAAACUGCUAGAGUCUAAGUAUUGUAUGACGUGCCCAUGAUUCUGUCAGUAAAUUUGAUCAUAUUUUUAUUAGCUUUUGUCAGUUUAACUAGUCCUUUUGUUUGUUUCUAUUUUUAAGGUGAACUUUAAACUCUAUUUUAAAUCAGUAAGAUACCAUAAGAAAAAUUGCAAUGAGGGGAGGUAAAACACUCUUUUUCAGGAGGAACUGAUAUCUCUGGCUAAAUAUUUGUUUUUUGUUGUAGUUUAUAUCAGUUAUUUUAUUCAGCUUUAAUUUCAGUAAAAUAAGAACUGUCAGAAUUCCCUAUAGUUGUCAGAUGAUAAAAGACACUCUGGUGCCGAGGGGCUAUACCAGUCUUCAGAAUUCUCACGUUGAGGGAGGCCAUGUCUGGAGGGUUCGUGUCACAGCAGUUAUGUUACUUUCCAGUGUCAUUCUUUACCUUGGAAAGAAGGACCCACUCAUCAUAACCCCGAAGCCUGGGUAGCUAGUGGAAAACCCUUUGAAAAUGAACUUUUAGGGAAGUAGACCAGGAAUGCACAGACACGUCCUUUCCUGCCUCCACCUUCACAUAUCCAACUGGGAGAGUGUUUGGAAAAUAACUUUGUGAAGACUCCCUUCUGUUGGGAGUUUUAAGAAGUAAUGUGUAUAAUUAAAAUGUGUGUAAAUUAUUGCAGUUGACACUUUUCCAUGCAUCAGUAAGUUUUCUGACAGUGGCUGAAUGUCACUUGCAGAAAGUAAUUGAAUAUAUAUUCAAAAUAAUCAGGCAUCU